This is a messenger RNA of Capsella rubella, 2529 nucleotides long. RefSeq lists its product as uncharacterized. The record is from RefSeq and is a predicted model, not a curated record. The transcript is spliced from 5 exons. Bases 331 to 2205 code for a protein of 624 amino acids. Lineage: Eukaryota; Viridiplantae; Streptophyta; Magnoliopsida; Brassicales; Brassicaceae.
GUGUUUUUAUUUAGCGUUAAGCCCACGAGAUAUCCAAUUUCCUUUUCUGGGCCUGUCUCUCUCUCUCUCUCCCUCCGAACGAAAUCACUGACCUGACCUAUUCUCUCUCGUCUCUCUCUCUCUCUUCUCCGUGUCGGCUUUAGGUCUUCUCCGGUAAGGAAGCUUCGAACCCAAUUAACACCGGACGGAAAACGCUGAUCCGACUAGUUCCCUGACCUUUCACCCUCCAAGUUUAGUCAAUGAGAAAAUGCUCCUCAGUUUUAACGUUUUAGAGAUCCGCACCCAACAAGCAACGUUUUCGCAUUGUUUCUCACCAUCUUCGUCGCCGCUAUGUCAAGAUUUCUGAUCUCUAGAAUCGUUGGAAAACAAACGCAAUCUCUUAUCUCGAACCAGAAAGAUAAAGGGACACAAUGGGGAAGCUAUAGAACUGCUUUUACAGCUGCUCUGAGGUCGCCUCAAUUCAGAGUUUACUCUUCGUCUGGUAGGAUUCCGAGUAAUGGGCAUUGUACAUUUUCCCUUCGUGAUCUUAAAGGAAGUUUUUUGAGUAAUCACCUGUCACGAAGUUAUUCUACUGCCUCUGCAACAAAUGUAGUUAGUCAUCAUGCCCAAGUUGCUUUGAGAAGGCUUCAUCAUAAGUAUUCUAUGCGUAUUAGUACUAUUGCUCAGGCGUUUUGCUUGUCUCUUACCCGUUCACACUUGUUAAUACCUGGGAUCGUUGCUGUCACUUGUGGGCAAGUUGCAUGGGCGCAAAGAGCUCCUGGUUCUGCUAUAGAUCACUAUGCGUCAGAUAAAUCCCUCUAUACAAGGGCAAAGAAUGGUCCUAUCUUUCUUUCUUCGUUAGUGUUUUCGGUUAUAGAAGGUUUCAUUUUGAUUGGGAGGGCUUUUUAUAUAGCUUGUUUGUUUACACCUAGUAUUCUGAUGGGUCUGGUUGUUGAAGCAUGUGGGCCUCGUUUUAGGAAAAUAUGGCUUCAGAUGGUCCAUCGAACUCUUGAAAGAGCAGGUCCUGCUUUUAUCAAAUGGGGUCAAUGGGCAGCCACACGACCGGAUCUCUUCCCCAAGGAUUUGUGUUCACAGCUCUCAAAGCUUCACAGUAAUGCUCCUGAGCAUAGCUUUGCCUACACUAAGAAAACUAUUGAGAAGGCUUUUGGUCGUAAACUUUCUGAGAUAUUUGAGGAAUUUGACGAGGUGCCAGUAGCAUCGGGAAGUAUUGCCCAAGUACAUAGAGCUUCUUUGAGAUUUCAGUAUCCAGGACAAAAGUCCAAGUCUUCGUUGGUUGCUGUUAAAGUUAGACAUCCAGGUGUUGGUGAAUCAAUUAGAAGAGAUUUUGUGAUAAUUAAUUUGGUGGCAAAGAUAUCGACUAUUAUUCCAGCUUUGAAAUGGUUGAGAUUAGACGAGAGUGUGCAACAGUUUGGUGUCUUCAUGUUGUCUCAAGUUGAUCUCGCGAGGGAAGCUUCUCAUUUGAGUCGGUUCAUAUAUAACUUCCGUAGAUGGAAGGAUGUCUCUUUCCCUAAACCAGUGUAUCCGCUUGUACAUCCUGCUGUUUUGGUGGAAACAUAUGAGCACGGAGAAAGCGUUGCACGUUAUGUUGACGGAAUGGAUGGACAUGAAUGGAUUAAAACUAGAUUAGCUCACAUCGGGACUCAUGCCCUCUUAAAAAUGCUCCUGGUUGAUAACUUUAUUCAUGCUGACAUGCAUCCGGGAAAUAUCCUUGUCCGGAAAAAGGCUUCCCGUGGAGGCCUUUUCAAAACGAAGAAGCCUCACAUUGUUUUCCUUGAUGUGGGGAUGACUGCUGAACUCUCAAAGAACGACCGAGAGAACUUACUUGAAUUUUUCAAGGCGGUUGCACGUAGGGAUGGCCGGACUGCUGCUGAGCGGACACUUAAGUUAUCAAGAAAGCAGAAUUGUCCCAAUCGAGAGGCUUUUAUCGAGGAAGUAGAGGAAGCAUUCAAAUUCUGGGGUACCCCUGAGGGAGAUUUAGUACAUCCAGCAGAUUGUAUGCACGAAUUACUUGAGAAAGUAAGACGUCAUAGAGUUAAUAUUGAUGGGAAUGUGUGCACUGUGAUGGUGACAACAUUAGUUCUUGAGGGUUGGCAACGGAAACUCGACCCAGGAUAUGAUGUGAUGCACACAUUGCAAACAAUGGUGUUGAAAACCGACUGGGCUAAGUCUCUUUCUUACACGGUGGAUGGUCUGAUGGCGCCAUAGGAGACAAGAAAGGUUCCAUCUUUUUGAAAUUUUGUUUGUUAUCAUCAUAGGAGUCAAAACGAUUUACACAUCUUAGAUGAGAGAACAUAGAAAGAAAGUACAUGUUCUUAAGUUCCUCUUGUUUAUUUUUCAUUCUUUUCUCUUUUGCUUUUUAUUGUUAUGGAUUUUGGUUCAUUCUAACUACAUAGAAUUGUAUUUACGCGGUGGUUUCUGAUAUUAACCACCCGUUUGUUCUCUGAACCGAAGAACAAUGAACAAAAAACAAUGAAAAAGGCUGCCUGAGAAUGGUCUAAAUGAUUUGAAUAAAGUGUUUACAUCCGUGUA